GGAGUGACCUCUUCGUCCUAAUGUCCAUGAAACCUCUUCAAGCUGAGACAGACCAACGACUAUCCCAACCAUAUGAGUAUGAAUAUGAAUAUUAUGAGUAUGAACAUAAAUACCCCCAUCUAAUAAUAUCUGUAUGGUCUACACUCUAACCCCUACCAAGCUACUCCACCACUCCUAAAACCCUCUCUCUCUCUCUCUCUCUCUCUCUCUCUCAACUUUUCAUUUUCCGCCAAUUUAGAGAGGGAGCAAAGGAACAGUGUGACUUCUCGUGAUUUUCAGCUAAUGCUUUAACCAUUUUCAACUUCUCUCUCUCUCUUCAUUCAAUCCCCCAAGCAACGAUACCCUUUCUCUCUCGUGCCCUAAACAGUCCUACUCUCUCUCUCUCUCUCUCUCUCUCCAUUUCAAUUACAUUCACCUCAUCAACACCCACCUCUUGGUUGAACUGUUAUUUGAUCGCUGUAUCAGUGUUUUGGGUUUGGGUGGUUCUGAUCUUGAUUUUUGGGAUUUGGAUGCUGAAUAUUAGAUGGAGUCUAGAGAUCUUAGCAUGUCUUUCAAUUUUGGGAUUUAGUAUGAUCACAAACAACUUUGGAGGAUAGGUGGCAUGUUUUUCCGUUUAUGUGGUUCUUUUCCCGGGAAAUGCUUUGUUGAAAAAUGGGUUAGCAUAACCUUGCAGCACCACAUCCAUAAUUUGUAGUAUAUAGAUGAAUCCAGUAAAUAUGGGUACUUCUGAAAUUGUUGAAUCAAUGGAAGAGUUUGAUUCAGGAUUGAAAAUGGAUGAACAUGAUGGAAAGCGUCAUAUGCUGAAGCCUGGACAAAUAUGUUCUAUAGAGGACGAUAUUAAUCAACUUUUCGAGGGAAUAGACGUCAGGACUUCUGGUAGGAGUUCAGGUCUGUUGCAGAAAGUUUGUAAAGACAGUUUAAGGAAGAGUGCCAUGAAAAGACCAAUGAGACCUGGUUCGUCUCAAGCUUCUGGAAUUGGAAUUUCAGAGUCUGUGAGUUUGAAACAGGCAUUGAGAGGGUUAUGCAUCUCCCAGGCAUCGGAGAUGGCAGCUAUGAAACGGUUAUCAAAACCAGGAGGUUCAUCAAGGGCCUCAGAAGCAGGAACUAUCAAAAGAUUGUAUAGGUCGGUGGUAGUUGAAGCUGGAGAAUCUGGCCUAGCCCUUAAUGAAGGUAAAGGUAACUUGGUGGAAAUCUCACUUGUUCCAGAAGGAAGCACAUCGAAUUUCUCUGAGAAAAUGUCUGAAUCUGGCCAAUUACCUGAAGUGGAACUAUUGAACCAAAGUGCUCUAAUGGGAGAGGAUGAGAUUAUUCCUUUGCCCAAUCAUGGUGGGUAUGAAAUUUCAUUGGCCAAGUUAGGGCGGCAUGGAAAGCCGAAAUUGACACGUUCUUCAUCUAGCACUCACGCGAGUGAGAAACAGACAGUGGUUGAUGAGAUUGUUCCUGCCUUAGCUGAAGUUCCGGUCAAACCAGUAGAACCAGACAAGGAACAGAAAGGCAAGUUGCAUUUUACUUCUUCCCCGUCUAGUGACAAUAACGCUAGCAAUAAUGUUAACAAAUCUGCAAGCAUUAGUCGACAUAUAAUCAGACCCGUUUUCAGGAACAAGAACUCUGCUAAAAAUAAAGAAAAACAGGAUUCAACUUCUGUCCCUAGCAGCUCCAAUCAAUCCAAUGGUGGUGUAGAUAAUAACUUGGGUCCUAUUACUAGUAAAGAAAAUGAGAAAUCUUCAGUAUCAACCACUACAAAAGUUAGCAGUGAAGUCAGUUCAAAUGCUACAGACUCUGGUCCUGGUAAACCAGUUUUGAAUUCAAAUAUUAGUAACAGAACUAAGACUGUAGUUUCGAAAUCGGAUGAAAAUUCAAGGUCAAGAGAAAAGGGGGAGUUCUCUCAAAGCUCGAAGAGUAGCAUCGGUGAAUACAGCAGUAGUACGAGUAUUAGUGAGGAGAGCACUCUAAGUGGAUCGAGCCGCAGUGGGUAUAGACCACACAUGUCGAAAGACUUGAGAUGGGAAGCGAUUCGAUAUGUUCAGAAGCAACAUGGGAGCAGCUUAGGUUUGAGACACUUCAAGCUAAUUAAGAAACUUGGUAGUGGGGACAUUGGGACUGUUUACCUUGCUGAGCUAACGGGCACAAACUGCCUAUUUGCUUUGAAAAUUAUGGACAAUGAGUUCUUGGUUAGCAGGAAGAAAAUGGCUAGGGCUCAAACUGAAAGAGAGAUACUGCAAAUGCUGGAUCAUCCAUUUCUCCCUACACUAUUUGCUCAUUUUACAGCAGAUAAAUUCUCGUGCUUGGUUAUGGAAUAUUGUCCCGGUGGAGAUCUGCAUGUGCUCCGGCAAAAGCAACCUAACAAGAGUUUCUCUGAACAAGCUGCAAGAUUUUAUGUUGCCGAAGUCCUCCUGGCAUUGGAGUAUCUACACAUGCUUGGAGUUGUCUACCGAGAUUUAAAACCCGAAAACAUACUGGUCCGGGAAGAUGGUCACAUCAUGCUUUCGGAUUUUGACUUGUCACUCCGAUGCGCUGUUAAUCCUACACUGCUCAAAUCAUCACCAACUGUCGAGUCUCCUAAAAGGGAAUCAAGCCCAUGCACGGAAUCAAGCUGUAUACACCCUUUCUGCCUCCAACCGUCGUGGCAAGUCCCCUGCUUCACCCCUAGGCUUAUAUCCGCUGCAACAAAAACCCGAAAGCUUAAAGCCGACCUUGCAGCCCAAGUCAGCCCAUUACCUCAGCUUGUAGCUGAGCCGACAAGUGCCCGGUCCAAUUCCUUUGUUGGGACCCACGAAUACUUGGCUCCAGAGAUCAUCAAAGGAGAGGGUCACGGGAGUGCCGUCGAUUGGUGGACUUUCGGAAUAUUCCUGUAUGAGCUAGUAUACGGUAAGACACCCUUCAAGGGACCUGGAAAUGAGGACACGCUGUCAAAUGUUGUGUCACAUAGCCUCAAGUUCCCCGGGAGCCCCAUUGUGAGUUCUCAUACGAGAGAUUUGAUCAGAGGGCUGUUGGUGAAGGAACCCGAGAAUAGGUUAGGGUCUGUGAAAGGGGCAGCUGAGAUUAAGCAGCAUUCGUUUUUCGAGGGCCUUAAUUGGGCUUUGAUACGAUGUGCAAUUCCACCAGAGUUGCCUAAGGUGUUUGAUUUUGGGAAUGUCCUUGCUGACAUGUCAGCAUCGCAGAAUAAGGAAAGCGGUAGGUGUCAGGAAGAGUUUAAAAGUACAGGAGAGCAUAUGGAGUUUGAGAUGUUUUAGCGCUCGAACUACUUUGAUGCUGCGAUAAAAAGGUGUUUGAUUUUCAUUUUAAAAAUGAGAUUUCAUAUCCUUGUUUUUAUUUUUAUCUGAUAUAUAUAGUAUAUAGUGUACAUGUAACUUGAAAAAUUGGUGGCGAGUUAAAGAUUAUGACAUAUUAAUACUGAAUUAUUGUCCUGAGAUUA
Molecule: messenger RNA, 3415 nt
Organism: Camellia sinensis
Lineage: Eukaryota; Viridiplantae; Streptophyta; Magnoliopsida; Ericales; Theaceae
Product: serine/threonine-protein kinase D6PKL2
Biological process (GO): protein phosphorylation
Molecular function (GO): protein kinase activity; ATP binding
Source: RefSeq, a predicted model, not a curated record